Polypterus senegalus (gray bichir) is the source of this 2045-nucleotide messenger RNA. It is a transcript of the gene pigs, whose product is annotated as phosphatidylinositol glycan anchor biosynthesis, class S. The coding region runs from base 82 to 1761 and encodes 559 amino acids. Gene Ontology annotation, cellular component: GPI-anchor transamidase complex. NCBI's taxonomy places the organism in Eukaryota, Metazoa, Chordata, Cladistia, Polypteriformes, Polypteridae. The record is from RefSeq and is a predicted model, not a curated record. The transcript is spliced from 12 exons. Gene Ontology annotation, biological process: attachment of GPI anchor to protein.
GCUCCGCCUUUCUUAUGGCUUUCAGUCAUUGGACAAGACCCACGUCCGUCAGCCAGCUGUUGUUACCCUUCCGUGUGGACCAUGGCGGAUUUGAAUGUGGAAAAACAGCGGGGUAAAUAUGCUGCCCUUUCUAUCGCAGCUAUGGUAAUUGUGGUGGGCUUGCCGUUGUGGUGGAAAACCACAGAGACGUAUAGGGCGUCGCUGCCAUACUCCCAGAUCAGUGAACUGGACACUUUGCAGCUUCAGCUAACAAUGGAGGUAGAUGUUAUAUUUACCAAAGGCACUUUGACAGCAGAACAACAGAAUAAGGUUCCUAUGAGCCAAACUCAGGAAAACUAUUACAAAAUGAAUGACAAAACUGGCCUAAGAUACAGAUAUGAAAUGAAAUACCGUACAGCUACUGUCAUGGAGGAUUCAGCUCUCAGAAUGGAAAGUGUUCAAGAAGCAGAUGUGUCCCUAUCACAGUUAAACGAAAGUCCCUCAGGCUCCCUGGUCAUCUAUGUGAUUCCUGAGACAUCUGGGUUGCUUCCUGAUGGUAUAAACGUCUACAUGGGAAUUUACAGAACUGCCAUUCUGAGAACCUCCUUACACAAAGAGGCAAAGAUGGAAGAACUGCUUUCAGUAAUUGGCCCCAAGAUUCUGCGAAUCAUUCAGACUGUGACCUUCACCAAUAAUGACAUUAAAGCUUCCAUGUCAGACCGUGUUCCCACUGGAAAAUUCACAAAAGAAAGCUUAGCUGACAGUAUGCGGGCAUUCAAGUCAAGUCCAGGUUAUGAAAUCACCUUUAGUCUGCUGAACCCUGAUCCCAAAUCUCAUGACCUGCAUUGGGAUAUUGAGGAGGCCGUAGACAAGUACAUACAGCCUUUUUUGGACAAGCUUUCUGGUGUAGCCAACUUCUCUGUUGAUUCUCAGAUCCUGUACUAUGCUAUCCUUGGUGUAACUCCACGCUAUGACAAGACUAUCUCAAGCUACACACUGAGUGCAGAAAGCCUACCCCAUGUGAUCAAUCCUGUUGAAGCUAGACUGGGUUCAAAUGCAGCAUCCUCCAACCCAGUGCUCAAUUUUCUGCUCUACGUUCCUGAUUAUCCUCACUGCCCUCUCUACAUCAAAGAUCAGAAUGGAGCAACAGUGCAGAGUAAUGCUUUCCAUAGCCCACGCUGGGGUGGUAUCAUGGUUUAUAAUGUGAAUGAAAAGUACUUGGACAACAAUCGCUUUCCUGUCCAGGUCAAUAUUGAUACGGUGCGUGUGAUGGAGGUGUUCCUCGCUCAGCUACGGCUGCUCUUGGGUGUACAACUCGCCUAUGUCCCAGAUGACUUCCUCAUGGAGAGUCCUGCAAAUCAGGGCCUGACUGACUGGGAGCUCGACCGAUUUCUGUGGUUACGCACUUUAGAAAAUAUUGCAACAGCAACGACGACACUAACCUCUCUGGCCCAACUUCUUGAUGAGAUUGGAAACAUUGUCAUCUAUGAUAAAAUCGCAUCACAGGUCUAUAAUGCUGUGAUAUCCGUACAGGCUGCCAUUGCUGAGCUGGAGGCUGGCAACCUUGGCUUUGCCUUUCAGUCGAGCAAGGAAGCGAUUCUGGCCUCUGAGAAAGCAUUUUUUGACCCUUCACUUCUACACCUCCUGUACUUUCCAGAUGACCAAAAAUUUGCCAUCUAUAUACCUUUGUUCUUACCAAUGUCAGUGCCCAUCUUGCUAUCCCUCCUGAAGAUUGCUAAAGAAUUCAGAGAGAGAAGGAACAUGGCAAAGAAAAAAGACUAAGUAUUGAUGCACUCCUCACUUUUUUGUGGCUGAAAAUACAGUACUUCCUGAAGGAAAAUUAUAUGGAAAAAUUUCUGCUGUGGUUUAUGGUCAUGUCAGAUCCAGGAACAUCUGGAGUUGUUAUCAAUGUUCAAAGAUUAUGCAGAUGUUGCACUGGCCGAGGAAUUUGAGUCCGAUAUGUUGCUAAAAUGAAGACUGACACUUUGACAUUGCAAAGGUGGAAAGUUUAUUUAUUUAAAUAUGGAAUACAAUAAACAUCAAUUAAAUUUUCACUAGAACCCAAA